Molecule: messenger RNA, 516 nt
Organism: Solanum pennellii
Lineage: Eukaryota; Viridiplantae; Streptophyta; Magnoliopsida; Solanales; Solanaceae
Exons: 1
Coding region: 1-516 (171 amino acids)
Source: RefSeq, a predicted model, not a curated record
AUGUUACCAUAUGCUUUAUUGGGUUAUCGAACGACUGUCAGAACGUCGACUGGGCCUACGCCAUACUUGCUAGUGUAUGGAACGGAAGCAGUCAUACCUGCUGAAGUCGAGAUAUUGUCUUUGAGAAUUAUCCAAGAAGCUGAGUUAAGUAACACUGAAUGGGUUAGCAAGCGGAUUGAUCAACUAACCUUGAUUGAUGAGAACAGAAUGGUUGCCGUCUGUCAUGGUCAAUUAUAUAGGCAGAGAAUGGUUCGUGCCUUUCACAAAAGAGUAAGAGCCAGAAUUUUCGAAGUAGGUCAGUUGGUUUUUAAGCGUAUUUUUCCUCAUCAAGACGAGUACAAAGAAAAGUUCACACCAAACUGGCAAGGUCCUUGCAUGAUUCGUAAAGUAUUAUCUGGAUGUCCUUUGGUCCUAUCGGAGAUGGAUGGCACCGUAUGGCCUAAACCUAUCAACUCGGAUGCUGUCAAGAGAUACUACGUGUUAAGCUUUGGUUUGAUUUCUGUUAUUUACUUGUAA